AUGCAGUACCAGGAUACUGGUUUAGCACUAGCUCUCCAUUGCACCAUCCUACAGGUGUUGCUAGUAACAAUCCUUGUAGUGGAAGGGAUUGCCGUUGCACAGAAGACACAAGGUGGGCAAAAUAUUGGAGUGAAUCGCAUUCCUCCUACCCAGUGUGACAAUUGGGUACGGACAAGUAAUGGAGGACAUUUUGCUUCACCAAACUACCCUAACAUGUACCCACCAAAUCAAGAGUGCAUCUAUAUCUUAGAAGCUGCUCCACGACAAAGAAUUGAGUUGACCUUUGAUGAACCUUAUUACAUAGAACCCUCAUUUGAAUGUCGGUUUGAUCAUCUGGAGGUUCGAGAUGGACCUUUUGGUUUCUCCCCUCUCAUUAAUCGUUACUGUGGUCUGAAAAGUCCUGCACUAAUUAGAUCAACAGGGAGAUUUAUGUGGAUCAAGUUUACUUCUGAUGAAGAGCUGGAAGGAAAGGGAUUUCAAGCAAAGUACUCAUUUAUACCAGAUCCUGACUUCACUUACCUAGGAGACUGCCAAUUUGAGCUCUCGGGAGCCGAUGGAAUAGUACGUUCCAGUCAAGUAGAACAAGAAGGAAAAACAAAACCAGGACAAGCAGUUGACUGCAUAUGGACAAUUAAAGCUACUCCAAAUGCUAAGAUUUAUUUGCGAUUUCUCGACUAUCAAAUGGAGCAUUCAAAUGAAUGCAAAAGAAACUUUGUUGCUGUAUAUGAUGGAAGUAGUUCUAUUGAAAACCUGAAGGCAAAGUUUUGCAGCACCGUAGCAAACGAUGUCAUGCUGCAGACUGGGACAGGUGUGGUACGAAUGUGGGCAGAUGAAGGCAGUAGACUAAGCAGAUUCAGAAUGCUGUUCACUUCAUUUGUGGAUCCUCCCUGCUCAGGCAACACUUACUUCUGCCAUAGCAACAUGUGCAUCAAUAAUUCUUUAGUCUGCAAUGGCAUUCAAAACUGUGCAUACCCUUGGGAUGAAAAUCACUGCAGAGAAAAGAAAAAAACUGGAUUGUUUGAACAAAUCACCAAAACUCAUGGAACAAUCAUUGGCAUUACGUCAGGGAUAGUUUUAGUUCUUCUCAUCAUUUCAAUUCUAGUACAAGUAAAGCAACCUCGCAAAAAGGUUAUGGCUUGCAAGACUGCUUUCAAUAAAACUGGUUUCCAGGAAGUAUUUGAUCCUCCACAUUAUGAACUAUUUUCACUAAGGGACAAAGAAAUUUCUGCAGAUUUGGCAGAUUUAUCAGAAGAACUUGAAAACUAUCAGAAAAUGAGACGCCCUUCAACAGCUUCCAGAUGCAUCCAUGACCACCACUGUGGCUCCCAAGCCUCUAAUAUAAAACAAAGCAGGACAAACCUCAGCUCCAUGGAACUUCCCUUUCACAAUGAUUUUGCACAGCCUCAACCAAUGAAAACAUUUAAUAGCACAUUCAAGAAAAGUAGUUACACUUUCAAACAAGCGCAUGACUGCCCUGAGCAAGUCAUAGAAGACCGGGUGAUGGAGGAGAUUCCAUGUGAAAUCUAUGUUAGAGGAAGAGAAGAUACGGCACAAGGUUCAUUAUCUAUUGACUUUUAAUUUCCUCGUGAAGGUGGUAUCAGUGUAUAUACAAGAUGC
Aptenodytes forsteri (emperor penguin) is the source of this 1617-nucleotide messenger RNA. RefSeq names its product neuropilin and tolloid like 2 (gene NETO2). Gene Ontology annotation, molecular function: protein binding. Lineage: Eukaryota; Metazoa; Chordata; Aves; Sphenisciformes; Spheniscidae. The transcript is spliced from 9 exons. The coding region runs from base 1 to 1578 and encodes 525 amino acids. The record is from RefSeq and is a predicted model, not a curated record.